This is a messenger RNA of Closterium sp. NIES-65, 2964 nucleotides long. The record is from the annotation of a GenBank genome assembly. NCBI's taxonomy places the organism in Eukaryota, Viridiplantae, Streptophyta, Zygnematophyceae, Desmidiales, Closteriaceae.
AUGGCCUGUGCAAGAACGGAUAGCGCCGCGCGGUCGCGGGUCCUCACACCAGUCCUUCCGUGUUUCGCGGCGCUCCUCGUUGCUCUCCUGCCGCGUGUUGUCCAGGCUGUGACGGUGACUCUCGCCGACUCUCAAGCGGCGGCGCUGAAGGAGUGCGCGGCGGAGUGGGGGAUGGGCGCGACGGAGUGGGCGCAAGGCGCGGAUUGCGCGCACGCGGAGACGAUCACGUGCGACAAGGACGGCAUGGUCACAGAGUUGCUGCUGAAUUCAAAGAGCCUCACGGGCUCCAUCCCCCUCGCCCUCACCGCGCUCUCCCGCCUGCAAUCGCUGAAUUUGCAGACCAACAAUCUGUCCGGCCCUGUGCCCCCCGCGCUCUCCGCCCUCCGCCUGCUCACCUCCCUGAGGCUGGGCAACAACCACCUCACGGGUCCAAUCUUCACCGUCAUUGCGCGCAUGCCAUGGCUCGUUGAACUGGACCUCUAUAGCAACAACUUCACGGGGCCCAUUCCACUCACGGUCUCGCGCCUGCAGAAACUGUCGCAUCUCGAUAUGGAUUUCAACGGCUUUUAUGGGCCGUUGCCGCCAGCCUUCUUCCGCCUCAGCGCCCUCGCAAACCUGCGCAUCGCAUCGAUGGGCCUCUCUGGCCCGCUGCUCGAUGGCAUCACCGCCCUCUCAUCCCUUACGAUGCUCGACGCGUCGGGGAACAACAUCUCAGGAAGCAUCCCUGCCACCAUCACUACCCUCUCACACCUCGAGUACCUGAUGCUGGGUAUGAACAAGCACCUCUCAGGCUCCCUGCCCAGCACCCUGGCACGCCUCACCACCCUCAAAGACCUCACACUGGGAAACACGGCCAUUUCGGGCGAGCUGCCUCGCUUCCUCACCGCCCUCACCCGACUCGCCAAUCUUGACGUGACCAACACGGAGCUACGAGGAACCGUCCCUCCCACUUAUGGAGCCCUCAAUAUUGACUACUUUUAUUUUUCUGGGACCAGGUUAAUGUGCCCAAUGGAUGGCAGCAGAUGUGAAAUCAGGCAAAACCUUUCAUCGGCGUUUUGCAACAUCUGUUAUAUGUUCUGCACCACGUGUGUCUCAAUCAACGCACCAAUCCCCAGACCGCCUCCCCCUUCCCCUCCUCCCCCUCCGCCAACCCCCUCCCCCCCGCCUCCUCCCCCCAUCGUUACCGUCUUCCUCGCCCCUCCUCCCCCUCCGCCCUCCUCCCUCCCACCGUCUGCGAUUGCGGGAAUAGUAGCGGGUGCAGUGGUGUUGCUGCUUCUGAUGGUGGCGGCGGUGGGAUGGGGGGUGUGGAAGUGGAGGAAGGGGAGGGAGCAAACGGGGGAGGAAUCGACCACACCUCUGCUAAAGCGCACACCCGCCUGCCCUCACAUCCCCCUGGCUGACAUUCUCAGGGCCACGAAUGGGUGGGCGGAGGAACGGAGGGUGGGGGGAGGCAGGUGGGGUGACGUGUACCGGGGGGUAUGGGUGGAGGAGGAGGAAGCAGGGGAUGAGGAGAAGCAUGGGGGGAAGUAUGGGGGGAAGGAUGGGAAGCAGCAAGGGGGAGAGGUGCAGGGGGGGUCUCAGGUGAAGCGGGAGGGGAGCAGCAAGGGGGAAGUUGCAGAGGGGAAGCAGGUGUCUGGGUCAGGGACAAAAAAGCUUUCAUGGAGGCGGGGGGAAAAGUGGGCAGUGAAGCGCAUGAGGGGAGGGAUGCAUGGGGCAGAGAGCGCGGAGCUUGAGGCUCAUGUGGCGGGCUUGGCUUCCCUUGUGCACCCCAACGUGCUUGGGCUUGUGGCCUGGUGCUGCUUCCCUGUAGCGGGGGAGGGGGCAGGGGAGGGGGAGCGGGAGGGGGAGGAGGAGGAGACGGUGGGGGGUGAGGGGGGGAAUCAGCUGGUGUUGGUGUAUAAGUGGAUGGAGCGGGGCAGCCUGCAGGCAGCACUGCAGCCAGGCGCCACGCCCUUGUCGCUGCAGCAGCGGGUGGACGUGGCAGUGGGGGUGCUACUGGCGCUCAAGGCCGUGCAGAGCCACGGGCAGGUGCAUGGCGACCUCAAGCCCUCCAACGUGCUUCUUAGCCCUUCCUUUGAGGCGCGAGUGGUUGACUGGAGUGUGGUGUGCAUGGGGCAGCGCGUGCAUGUGGACAUGGGCAACAGUGGCUCAGAAGGGCAGCGGAAAGGCGUUGGCAAGAAAGGCUUGGCAAGGAUAGUGUCCCUGCCAAGUGGAGACAGAGGCACCAGCAGCAGCAGUGGCAAGGAUGGUGGCAACAGUGGGUAUUCAUGGGGGGCCGGUAGGAGUGGCAGCAGCAGCAGCAGCAGCAGCAGAGACGAGCAGAAGGUGUAUUUGCUGCGGUGCACGGAAGGACACGUCGAUCCGGCUGUUGUGCACACCGGCAUUGCCACUCCCACCAGUGACAUGUACAGUGUGGGAGUGCUCCUACUCCAGAUGCUCACAGGCUGGGAAGGUCCCUUCAGGGAUGUGGAUGGCCAGAGCACACACAUCUAUGACUGGGCCCGGCAACACGCAGACUCGGACGACGUCUCUCCUCUCCUCGACCCUCUGCUGCCACACCCCCUGCCCCCUCCCGCCACCCUCCUCCCCCUCUUCCGCCUCGCCCUCGCCUGCUCGUCCCCCUCACAGUCCGCCCGCCCCAUGCCCGUAUAUGCUCUUGAAGUUGUGAGGAACUUCCGCACCUCCCUGCUGGAGGCGUUGCGGCCUGGAAGGGGACUUGGGGGUGCACAUGGGGAAAAGGGAAAGGGGGACGGGGGAGAAAAGGGUGAAAAGGGAGUGGGGGAAGAGGGAGGAAAGAGAGAUAAUGGGGGGAAGAAUGAAGAGGGGGGGAAGGGGAAGAGUGGGGAGGAAUGGAGUGGGGUGUCCAUUGGAGAAAGUCCUGAGGGAGCGGCGGAACAGAGUAAUGACUAUACAAGGCUGCCAUUAGUGGGUGCAGCAGAGGAUGGUAGCGAGUCUAUGGUGUAG